Messenger RNA from Aspergillus puulaauensis, 2487 nucleotides. It is a transcript of the gene RIM20, whose product is annotated as putative pH signal transduction protein PalA. The coding region runs from base 1 to 2487 and encodes 828 amino acids. The record is from RefSeq and is a predicted model, not a curated record. Lineage: Eukaryota; Fungi; Ascomycota; Eurotiomycetes; Eurotiales; Aspergillaceae. The transcript has 6 exons. Gene Ontology annotation, molecular function: protein binding. Gene Ontology annotation, cellular component: endosome.
AUGACCUCGAACAUCCUCCAGAUCCCUUUCCGCCAGUCGCACACUGUCUCCCUCUCAACCGCCCUCACACAAUACAUCUCCUCCAAAUAUGACCAGCGGCCGGAUAUGUUCGCGGAUGACCUCCAGAUCAUCGACCGACUACGAAGCGAAGCCGUGAACGUCCAGGAACCUCACAUUAGCGGAAUCAGCCGGCUAAUCACCUACGCGGCACAACUCAAAUGGCUUGGGGGCAAGUUCCCGGUUGAUGUCGGGGUCGAGUUCCCCUGGUAUCCUGCUUUUGGGUUUAAUACAAGCCGGCCAAUCUCGCAGAAUAAUAUCCGCUUCGAACUCGCAAACAUUACCUUCAAUCUUGCCGCCCUCUACUCGCAGCUCGCAUUCUCCGUAAACCGUACAACGUCCGAUGGCCUCAAGCAGGCGUGUAACUAUUUCUGCCAGGCCGCUGGGAUACUGGCGCAUUUGCGAACAGACAUUGUCCCCGACAUGCGCUCGGCUCCGCCGGAGGACAUGGACGAGAUGACAUUACAGAGUCUAGAAGAACUAAUACUGGCCCAGGCGCAGGAAUGUUUCUGGCAAAAGGCAGUUAAGGACGGGUUGAAGGAUGCGUCGAUCGCGAGGCUCGCAGGCAAAGUAUCCGACUUUUACGCGGAUGCGUGCGACCACGCCGUCAAGUCGAACGCAAUUAGCCCGGAAUGGAUCCAUCAUAUGACUGCGAAGCAGCAUCAUUUUGCGGCAGCGGCGCAGUACCGCCAGUCGUUGGAUUGCCUUGAGAAACGCAAAUAUGGAGAGGAGGUUGCGCGGCUGCGAGACGCGGUGGCUUGUGUGAAUGAAGCGCUCAAGGAGAACAAGUGGAUUAAUCGGACCGUUUUGGGCGAUUUGCAGGGGUUGAAGAAUCGAGUGUCAGAGGAUCUGAAGCGGGCCGAGAAGGAUAAUGAUAUGAUUUAUCUCCAUGCGGUGCCGCCCAAGUCGGAGCUGAAGCUUAUUGAUAGGGCGAGUAUGGUUGCGUCGAAAGCGCCGUCGCAGGUUACGGAUGCAAUCUCGCUGCUAGGAGACAAGGGGCCUUUGGGCCAGCCGUUGUUCUCGAAGUUGGUGCCGUAUGCUGUUCACAUUGCGGCGAGCAUCUACUCGGAUCGGAGAGAUCGCCUUGUCAACGAGCAAAUUAUUGGGGAGUUGGAGACUAUGACUGACAAGCUACGCGAUCUACUAUCAUCGCUCAACCUACCCGGUUCGCUUCAAGCACUAGAAAAGCCUCUCGGUCUUCCUCCGACGUUGGUGUCCCACGCAGAAGAGAUGCGGCAGCAGGACGGGCUAUAUCGGCUCCGCAAGUCCCUCCAGGACAUCGCCAAGGUAAAAUCCAACGACAGAGCAGUCUACACGGAAGGUGUCGAGCUACUCGCAGCUGAGAGAGAAGAGGACGACGCAUAUAGACGGAAGUUCGGCACAGACCGGUGGUCCCGCGAGUCGUCCAACACCGCAGCGUCAAAACUAUACACAAGCUCCCAAGAGAUUGACGGCUACUUCUCCUCCGCUCAGAGCAGCGAUAACCUCGUCGAGCAGAAACUCCAAGAUUCCGAAUCUGUAUUCCGCGUUCUAACCGGCACCAAUCGCGACCUUGAGGCCUUUGUCCCCAGUAGCCGGCGCGCGACAAUACCUCCCGAAGUCGAGCGCGAAGUCAGCCGGCUCCGCGGUUGCAUUAGCGAAGUGAAUCGGUUAGAAAGCCGUCGGAAGCGCAAGGCACAGACUGUCAAAGACAAGGCUCGGACAGACGAUAUUAGCUCGGCCUUGGUUCGGGAAGCAGCACGGUUGGAGCGUGAAUUUCCAAUGCAAGCCAUCCAAGCAAGCCAAUUCGAAGACCUCUUCGAGUCUAGACUCCGCGAUUUCGACGUCGACCUGCAAAUGGUUGCCAAAGAGCAGCUCGACCAAGACCAAAUCGCAGCACAGGUCCGCGAGGCGAAUCGUGCUUUCACGCGGGCACACACCGGAGAUGCGUCAACUAGGGAGCGUGAGAAGGCCCUUCAGGAGUUGGAGAACGGGUACCUGAAGUAUAAAGAGAUUAUUUCCAACAUCGAAGUUGGACGGAAGUUCUACAACGAUCUUGCUAAGAUUGUUGGCCGGUUUAGAGAUGAUGCCAAGGCAUUCGUGCACAAGCGGAGGGUGGAAGCCAGUCAGCUUGAGCAGGACAUUUCCAGCGUCGCAGCAAUGGCUUCCCUGAGCAUCUCACCUAUCCGACAGGCACCGCAGCCAGUCUCAGCGCCGCCUCCGACACAGUUCCAGCCUCCAAUCCAACCUCAGCCCCAGGCAGUCCCACAGUCACAGCCUCAACUCCGGGAACCAUUAACGGCGCCCCAGCCGACCCGUGGAGUCCCGCAAAUGACCCCGGGAAUGUGGUCUCCUGAAAUGGGGAUACGGUUUGGCCCUAGCAGUUCGGGGACGCAGCAGCAGAGCCAUCCGCAGACGUGGGAUCCGACCAAGGGCGUGAAGUUUUCAUAA